Molecule: messenger RNA, 1105 nt
Organism: Agrilus planipennis (emerald ash borer)
Lineage: Eukaryota; Metazoa; Arthropoda; Insecta; Coleoptera; Buprestidae
Exons: 5
Coding region: 102-845 (247 amino acids)
Molecular function (GO): N-acetyltransferase activity
Source: RefSeq, a predicted model, not a curated record
CGUAUUGCAUUUACGACUAGUCUAUUUACAUGUGUAUGAACAGAAGGUGUGAAUUAAACGAGUCUAAAGUUUAUGUGUUCUUCUGAUUGUAUCGCAAAAUAAUGGCUCAGCGCUGGAAAAGGCAGGAAAAUGUACCAUUUCCGUCAAUUUGGCAUAAAUUCACUGGGAAAAAGGAAGUAAAUGGAGUUUUACCGAAAUUUUGGGUUCAAGACAUUCCGGAAGAGUAUUAUCAGUCUGCAAUCGCAAUGAUGUGCGAUUACUUUAUAAACGAAGAGCCCUUAUGCAGAUAUUCAAACGCAAAAGCAGACCCACAAUUUUUUGAAGAUAUGGUGUUGUUGUGGACAGAAUGUCUUAAGGACAAGGUUGCACUCAUAUGCUUCAUGGAAAAUCCUGAUCCUAAAGGAAAACCUAUUGUGGCAGGAUUAAAUAUGACCGCAAUUUCAUAUAAGGGAGAUAAAAAAAAAACGGAAUUCAAAUCGGAAAUUUCAAAAAGAAUUAUCGGAGCUCUUAAUCACGUAACAAAUGCUAAAGAUCCCUUUGAAACGCUAAAAAUUGACGAAUAUUUAACUGCGAUGGGACUGUUGGUUCUACCGGAAUUCCGGGGACAGAAUUUAGGAUUACAGAUUCUGAAAGCUAGGGAACCCUUGUGUAAGACACUUGGUUUGAAAGCAACUGUGACAUCUUUUACUUCUAUUAUUUCUCAAAAAUUGGCCGCAAAAUGCGGAUUCAAGGUGUUGUGCGAAAUGACCCACAAAGAAAUAGAGUCGCAGAAUCCAAAAAUAUCUUUUCCUGGAAUUGAAAAUCAUACGAAAUCAUUAAAGAACAUGUACAUGUUAUUUGAAUAAAUUGUGCAUAUUGGGUCUCCAAGGACUUCAUUCCUAUUGAUAAAAACUGCUGGCGGGGUAGGUGGAGGGUAAAAACAAAAAUGGCAAACGACUAUAUGGUGGUACGAUCGUUCAGACGGCGGUGGAAAGAGUGGAGGGGGUGGUAAGGAUGGAUGAGGUCGAAAGGGAGGAAGGAGAGGUAUGGGUUGAGGGGUGGUAAUAGAGGGGUAUAAAAACUUCAUCCCCAUUGUAAAAAAGGGCGGUGAAGUGGAGGCGUGGGA